AAAAAUAAAAAUAAAAAAAAAAAAGAGAAAAAAAGAGACAGCGAGCAGCGAGUGAGGAAGGUGAGAGUCAGAUUGGAGAGUCUUUGAAAACCCUAAACGGAAAGAAUUUGGGGGAAAAAGAAAAAGAUGGGGAAAAAAAAAGAGGGGGCUCCGUAAAUUCCACUCGCUCAAACCCCUCGCGUGAGAGAUCUUCGCAGUCUCAGAUCGAAGGGCUAUCUUCUCCACCUUCUUCUUCUUCUUCCUCUUCCGUAUGUAAUAGAAAGAGAUAGGUAUCUUAAGAAACCAUUACUUGAAAGUAAACACUUCUUGUCAUGGACAUAGAUCUUAGGCUACCUUCUGGUGAGCAUGAUAAAGAAGGUGAAGAACCAACAGGGAUUGAUAACAUGUUAGAUAAUGAAGAAAAACUACAUAAUGGGGAUAUUGAAACUGGAAAUAUGGUUGAUAUUGUAGAUGAUGUACGUGCUGAAGAUGGUGGGGAUUUGAAUUCUCCGACUACAGAUAUUGUAGUCUUUAAAGAAGAUACGAAUCUUGAGCCACUUUCUGGUAUGGAAUUUGAAUCUCAUGGGGAAGCUUAUUCUUUCUAUCAGGAGUAUGCUCGGUCUAUGGGAUUCAACACUGCAAUCCAAAAUAGCAGGCGGUCAAAGACAUCAAGAGAAUUUAUUGAUGCAAAAUUUGCUUGUUCCAGAUAUGGGACCAAGCGUGAGUAUGACAAAUCCUUUAAUCGACCGCGCUCUAGACAAAACAAGCAAGAUCCUGAAAAUGCAACUGGUCGACGGUCAUGUUCAAAGACAGAUUGCAAGGCUAGCAUGCAUGUGAAGAGAAGGCCGGAUGGGAAAUGGGUUAUUCAUAAUUUUGUGAAGGAGCAUAACCAUGAACUUUUACCAGCCCAAGCUGUUAGCGAACAAACAAGAAAGAUGUAUGCUGCAAUGGCUAGACAGUUUGCUGAAUACAAAAAUGUUGUUGGUCUAAAAAAUGACCUGAAAAGUCCAUUUGAUAAAGGUAGAAAUUUGGCACUAGAGGCAGGAGAUUUGAAGAAUUUGCUUGACUUUUGCACACAGAUGCAAAAUAUGAAUUCUGACUUUUUUUAUGCUAUAGAUUUGGGUGAAGAUCAACGUCUGAAGAAUGUGUUCUGGGUUGAUGCCAAAAGUAGGCAUGACUACACCAAUUUCAAUGAUGUAGUGUCUUUUGAUACCACCUACAUUAGAAACAAAUAUAAAAUGCCUCUGGCUUUAUUUGUUGGAGUGAAUCAACACUAUCAAUUCAUGCUGCUUGGAUGUGCUUUGGUAUCAGAUGAAAGUGCUACAACUUUUUCGUGGUUAAUGCAGACAUGGCUGAAAGCAAUGGGUGGACAAGCUCCAAAAGUAAUAAUAACCGACCAUGACAAAGCAAUAAAAUCCGUUAUACCUGAUAUAUUUCCAAGUGCUCAUCAUUAUUUUUGUUUGUGGCAUAUGAUGGGGAAGGUUACUGAGAAUCUUGGUCAUGUAAUUAAGCGGCAUGAAAAUUUCAUCGCGAAAUUUGAAAAAUGCAUCCACAGGUCAUGGACAAUUGAAGAAUUUGAAAAAAGGUGGUGGAAAAUUCUGGAAAAAUUCGAACUCAAAGAGGAUGAAUGGAUGCAGUUACUUUAUGAAGAUCGAAAACAAUGGGUCCCUACAUUCAUGAGGGAUGCUUUUUUGGCUGGGAUGUCUACUGUACAGAGAUCUGAGAGUGUAAACUGCUUCUUUGAUAAAUAUGUACAUAAGAAGACGACUGUGCAAGAGUUCCUAAAACAGUAUGAAGCAAUUCUACAAGAUAGGUAUGAAGAGGAAGCUAAGGCAGAUUCUGAUACAUGGAAUAAACAGCCCACUUUAAAAUCUCCUUCGCCUUUGGAGAAAAGUGUCUCGGGGGUGUACACACAUGCUGUGUUUAAGAAAUUCCAAGUUGAGGUUUUAGGUGCAGUUGCCUGUCAUCCUAAGAGGGAAAGACAAGAUGAGACAGGCAUAACUUUUCGCGUUCAAGACUUUGAAAGGAAUCUAGACUUCAUUGUUUUAUGGAAUGAGAUGAAAUCAGAAGUUUCUUGCUUAUGCAGGUUGUUCGAAUACAAAGGUUAUCUUUGUAGACAUGCAAUGAUUGUUCUCCAAAUUUGUGGCCUUUCUGCCAUCCCAUCCCAAUAUAUAUUGAAACGAUGGACUAAGGAUGCGAAGAACAGGCACUUGACUGGAGAAGAAUCCGAUCACUUGCAAUCUAGGGUGCAAAGAUACAAUGAUUUAUGUCAACGGGCAAUUAAAUUGACUGAAGAAGGAUCUAUAUCUCAAGAGAGUUACAGUAUUGCAUGCCGUGCUCUUGAUGAAGCUUUUUCAAAUUGUGUGAGUGUGAAUAAUUCCAGUAAGAGUCUUGUAGAAGCUAGCACUUCAACCCCACAUGGCCUACUCUGCAUUGAAGAAGAUAACCAAAAUAAAAGUAUGGGCAAGCAAAACAAGAAGAAGAACCCAACUAAGAAAAGAAAGGUGAGCUUUGAACCAGAUGUUAUGGCGGUUGGGGCACAAGACAGCUUACAACAAAUGGACAAAUUAAACUCAAGAACAGUAACCCUUGAUGGCUAUUAUGGUGCACAACAGAGUGUGCAAGGAAUGGUACAAUUGAACUUGAUGGCACCAACACGUGAUAAUUACUAUGGAAAUCAACAAACCAUUCAGGGGCUUGGACAAUUGAACUCAAUAGCCCCAAGCCAUGAUGGCUAUUACGGCACUCAGCAAAGCAUGCAUGGGCUGGGACAGAUGGAUUUUUUCCGAGCACCGGGUUUCGCUUAUAACAUUCGGGAUGACCCCAACGUAAGAACAGCAGCACUGCACGAUGAUACAUCAAGACAUGGGUAAGGUCAUCAACUCAUUAAGGUGAAGGGGACGAUCUAUGUAAGCCAAUUUCUGUGUAAAGAAAGGGAAGUGUUUCAUGGCGUACUGAUGGAAGGAUUACUUAGGAGCCUGCUCUUUUGGUAUCUGUAAAAUAAGAAAAAGAUAGUUUAGGCUGUUUUUUUUUUUUUUUUUUUUUUUUUUUUUUUUGAUCUUUGUCAAUUUGUAAUGUGAGC
Molecule: messenger RNA, 3061 nt
Organism: Ziziphus jujuba (common jujube)
Lineage: Eukaryota; Viridiplantae; Streptophyta; Magnoliopsida; Rosales; Rhamnaceae
Product: protein FAR-RED ELONGATED HYPOCOTYL 3
Exons: 9
Coding region: 312-2852 (846 amino acids)
Biological process (GO): regulation of DNA-templated transcription
Molecular function (GO): zinc ion binding
Source: RefSeq, a predicted model, not a curated record